This is a messenger RNA of Tripterygium wilfordii, 3495 nucleotides long. RefSeq names its product probable myosin-binding protein 4. Gene Ontology annotation, molecular function: myosin binding. The record is from RefSeq and is a predicted model, not a curated record. Bases 272 to 2962 code for a protein of 896 amino acids. Lineage: Eukaryota; Viridiplantae; Streptophyta; Magnoliopsida; Celastrales; Celastraceae. The transcript has 4 exons.
GCGGUUGAUCUCAACGGUCAUUCGUUUUCCUGGACAAGGACAUCGUCGCGUCCUAGUUACUCUCGCGAUUCUUCUUCUCGUUUUUCUCAUCUCUCAAAUUGCCUUUUAUUUUUAUCCACAAUCGAUCUAUAGACCAGCUUACUGAUUUUAGGAUGGGGUUACCAAGUUUGUUUAGGGAUGAUUGUGACAAAUUCUACUUUGAUCAAUCAAAGUGUUCCUUCAUUUGUCCAAUCCAGAAACUUCUCGAUGUAUAGAGUGUUCCGUGGCGAAAAUGGCUGCAAAUGGAGCUACUUUUUUUAAAGCAGAGAGAACUUUACAUCGAUUUACUACUGCUCUGAGUUCGGCAGCUUGCGAAUGGUUUUUGAUUUUCUUGAUGCUUAUUGAUGCUGUGCUAUCAUACCUGUUGACAAAGUUUGCAGAAUACUGUGAAUUGCCACUACCUUGUAUUUUGUGCUCCAGGCUUGAUCAUGUCUUAGGUAAUGAAAAACCUGAUUUUUAUCGAAAUCUACUUUGCAGCAACCAUAGGGUAGAGUUAUCAUCUUUGAUUUCUUGUCACAUUCAUGGUAAGCUUGCUGAUGGCCAUGGCAUGUGUGAGGAUUGUCUUUUAUCAUUCACAGCAAAAGAUCAAUCAAACCCUGAUAUGCAGAGGCUGUUGGUGGGAAAAUUAGGUUUUGAUAUGGGUGAUUGUGGUUUCCAGAGUUCAUUGCUGAAAAGGGAUUUCAAUCGCGGUUCUGCUGGCAAGAGGAUAUGUCCUUGUUGCAAUAAGGUGUGGAAGUCAAGACAAAAUCCUAAGGGAUUCCUCCAGCUAACAUCACCAGGACGUGGGGUUUCUAGACCUACCAUUCCUUUGCCACGGCGACUAAGCCGUCGUGAUAGCUUGAAAAAGAUGAGGGAUAAAUUUUCUGGAUCAGGAACAUCUCAUUGUCUUGGGAAAAAUGGUUUCGAUUCUUUGUCUCAUGUAGGAUACACCGAGCUGAAGUUGACUUCUGAUUCUGAGUCUGAAGUUCAAUUUUCUGAUGAUGAUGGCGGUGGUGGUAGUGUAGUUCGUGACACAAGUGAGAGUAAGGAAGAAUCCACUAUUCGACAUGCUCAGGAAACCUCUUCAAAAGCAUUGCCUGGUGAUAUGGAUUCACUUAAGUUGCGAAGGGAUGCUCACAAACCCCAAGGCAUGAAAAAUCAUACGUCUGAUGUUGCUAAUGGACGCAACCUGGUCGAGAAUAAAUGGCUCCAAGAUGACCAGAACGCACAUCCUCCUGCAUUACCUGAGCUUAUCUCACUCGAUGACAUCCCUCCUUUGUCCUGUGCCGUGGAAGUCCCUGUUGGGUUGUCAACAGAGAAGUGUGCGCUCGCAACUCCUUUCUCUCAAAACACCAAUCCAUAUGCAAUAUCUGAGCUCUUGUCUUUAGUUGAUUCAUCCUCAUGUUUUACUGUUGGGGAAGUUCCAGUUGGUGCAUCAACAAGCCAGACUGCAGAUAUUUCAGGAACAAGUGAGAUUAGAGACAUUUCGAUCGAUAAGCAUGAGGUUACCUUGAAGUCAAUAACUACAACAACUGAAGCUGACAACAGAGUGGAUCAAGCUAUCAAUGAACCUUCUCUGAUAAAUCCAAGUUAUAGAGAUCAGAGUGAUAAAUGUAAGUCAGCUGUUACUGAAAAAGAAACACAAGCAUUAGACCUUGGUUCAGAAAUGUCUAUGAUGAAUGAACGUGAGAGAGUUAAUGAAGAACUGAAGCGAUUGCCAGCACAACAUAACUUUGGUGGAGGGAUGAGUUUAUCACCAAACAAUACAAACCCUAAUGCACAGGUUGAUGAUAAUAAGUCGCAGGUAACUGAUGCUUCUAGCUCUACAGGACUGCAAAUGCUAACGGCGGCGUUUUCAAUGGAGAGAACGGAGUCUCUUGGUCUUGAAUCUCUUGAUGGAAGUGUUGUCAGUGAUAUUGAAGGCGAAAGUAUUGUUGAUAAGUUCAAACGUCAGGUCGACUAUGAUCAUAAAUGCAUUAAUGCUUUAUACAAGGAAUUAGAGGAAGAAAGAAGUGCUUCUGCAAUUGCUGCGAAUCAGGCAAUGGCCAUGAUUACAAGGUUGCAAGCAGAGAAGGCAUCGCUCCAUAUGGAAGCCCUGCAGUACUUGAGAAUGAUGGAAGAGCAAGCAGAGUAUGAUGUAGAAGCAUUGGAGAAAGCCAAUGAUCUCCUGGCUGAAAAAGAGAAAGAGAUACAAGACUUGGAAGCAGAGCUAGAAUAUUUUAGAUUAAAGUUUCUAGAUGAAUACGGGAUGGAAUCAACAGCUGGUGAAAUUGAUCCAUUGGAGAAAAAUAUAAAUACACGAAAUGAGAGUGAAAGCUGCAUAAAAGAUGCCAUUGGUGUUCCUUGUAAGUUGUUGUCUACUGAGGUUUCAAACAACGGCAAAAAAGUAACGGAUAUCCAGUCUGCAUGGUCAGAAUUUGAGGAUGAGAAAGUUUAUAUAUCAGAAUGUUUAAAGAAUUUGGAAUGGAGAGUUCAUCAAUUAGCUCAUCGUGGGCCUUCAAAUCGCAUGUCCGAUAGUCAAUAUUCUGAAGCAGCUGCAGAUCAAGAACAUGAUGGGGAAGAAUCUGUGGAUGAUAAUGGUUUUUGGAUCAAUGGUCGGAUGGAAGAGAGUAGCCUGCCAAUGCAAAAUAGUCUACCUGUAUCAAACACAGGCCACUCUGCUGAUAAUGAGCAAAGGAACUUUCAAAAAGACAAUGAUCUCCGUUCCAGUGGACAAAAAUCCUCCAGUAACUCUGGAGAAAUUGAUGUGGUAGCUCUUGAAAAUGAAAUCUCAGACCUGCAUGAAAGGUUGGAAGCACUUGAGGCUGACUGUAAUCUCAUCGAGCACACUUUAAAUGCUGUUCAGGAUGGUAAUGAGGGAGUGAAAUACAUCCAAGAGAUAGCUCAUCAUCUGCAAAAGUUACGAAAAAUUGGGAGAGAAAGCAAAAGCCAAUCAGUUCCUUAGACUUGUAUGCACUGCUACUCGUUCACAGAAAGCUGAGGCAGAGUCAAAUCUGGCGAGGCACCGGUGCAAGAAGAAAAUGAUAUCAUUGGCAGAAGAUCGUCUAAGAGAGAGUUAUUCCUUCAGUUUUGUUCCACAGCAUGUUUUGCGGCCACGACAGUGUCAGUUAAGGACGUCUUCUUCUACCGUCGGAAGAAAAAGAGAUAACGAAACAUGAUUUAAGGUACAGGAAUCCUUUCAAAAGAUCUAAACACGAACGCAUUUCCAUAAUGCUGUCAAUUACACAUCCUGAAAUCUACUACAUCCUACAUCUUGGCUUCUCUAGAUGGUCUUAAAAUUGUUGUCUUCUGUAUUCAUCAAACGUGUUUUCUUUCCAAGAAUUCUGGAGUUUUUUUGUCAUCCACCUAGUCCACUGAAUUGGUGGGGUGGAUUUUUUUUUUGUCAGUUUUCUUCCUUUGUUAAGCUUAUGUAAAUAAAUUCCAGGUGUUAAGACAGAACUUUUUUGCGUUUUGGUGAUCUGAUAUGGGAAAUAUUUG